AGAGAGAUCAGAGAAUGGGACAUGUGAUGAAAGAAAAGGUGGUGAACAUGUUGAAAGCAUAUGAAGAUGGUAUUUACGAAGAGACGGCCAAGUUUGGGGCAUAUUUCAGAUCAAAGUAUGGGAUAUCUCCGAGCAUUGCAAUAUCAGUAAUUCUGGGCUGUGUUUGCCUUUACAUGUUGGUGAAGCGUCUCAGGGGAUCAAAACAAAAGCGUGUUCUUCAUAGAUCAGGGUCAAUUGCAAGCCUUUAUGGUGGAGAUCUUGCGUUGAAGAGACUUGAUGACUAUAAUGCAGCCAUUUCCAUACCCUACGUUCUUGAACGCAGCGACCUUGUUUUGAAGGGUCUGCUUGAGGAAGAACAUCUUGACUUGAAGAAACUCCAGACCGUGACGGCAAGGCUGGAGAUGGCCGGAAAGGAAGAAGAAGGGGUGAGAUUACUGAAUGAAGCAAAAACGAAGAAUGCUCGAUUGGAGAAAUCUCAUCAUGUUUACGAGAUUGAAAUGUUACUCCUCGAAAUGCUCAUCUACAUGGGACAACUUGAUGAAGCUCAGAAAUGUGAAUGCAUAAAAUAUCAAAAAAUCAUAGCAUUUGAUGCUCGACGUCCACUUUUCAAGGCACUUAUAUAUGCAAUGCAGCAAAACGAAGAAAAGGCAAAAAGUAAUUGGGAUAAAUUUGUAGAACUGCGGCAAGAAAUCAUGACAGUGGUGGGGAAGGAACAACUUGAACCUGGCAUUAAAGAUUUCGAAGGCUUCAAAGAGAAAGUCCAACAUCUUCAAGAUGAAAUGAAAAAGAAAAAGAAAAAGCUCUUCUGAGUUUAAUUAUAAAAGCAUACCCACA
Messenger RNA from Neltuma alba, 834 nucleotides. RefSeq lists its product as uncharacterized. Bases 15 to 809 code for a protein of 264 amino acids. The record is from RefSeq and is a predicted model, not a curated record. Lineage: Eukaryota; Viridiplantae; Streptophyta; Magnoliopsida; Fabales; Fabaceae. The transcript is spliced from 4 exons.